AUACCCCAAUGUUUUUGUAACCGAUGGUGAUCUAGCAAUGGAAUGGGCAGUAGUACUAGAGUAUCCAGGAAUGCAACAUCUUUUUUGUAUUUGGCAUGUUAAGGAAAAUAUAAAAAAGAUGUUGCAUAGUAAUACUAUUGGGGCAACUUAUAAGUUUCCUAAUACAAGGUUGUAUCUUGAAUGUUACCUUUAUGAAUAUCAGUUUUCGUGGGCAUGUGCUUUCACUGUGACGGUAUUUACACUAGGAAUUCAAUCUACGUCUUUCGUCAAAAGUCAAAAUGCAUGCAUCAAGAGAGUGUUAGAAAGCAGUAAUACAUCUUUGUAUGAGUUAGAAUGGAAACGGGAUACUCCUUCUUCAACAAAUGUUGUUACUAUUUUUUCUACUAUUGAAUCUUUAGUAAAAUGCUAUUUAAGGCUGAACGUUUCUCAUUUUUUAAUAGAACAAAUGAAGGAAAGUUUGUAUUAUAUGGCUAGUCAUUCUACAGUUGAAGAGGUCGAGUCACUUAUCAUUUGUGAAUCAUCACAAA
This is a messenger RNA of Racocetra persica, 527 nucleotides long. The record is from the annotation of a GenBank genome assembly. Lineage: Eukaryota; Fungi; Glomeromycota; Glomeromycetes; Diversisporales; Gigasporaceae.